Molecule: messenger RNA, 4967 nt
Organism: Gorilla gorilla gorilla (western lowland gorilla)
Lineage: Eukaryota; Metazoa; Chordata; Mammalia; Primates; Hominidae
Gene: TOX3
Product: TOX high mobility group box family member 3
Exons: 7
Coding region: 431-2161 (576 amino acids)
Biological process (GO): regulation of transcription by RNA polymerase II
Cellular component (GO): nucleus
Molecular function (GO): chromatin DNA binding
Source: RefSeq, a predicted model, not a curated record
CCGGGCCCCUUGUCUCCGCGGCUCGUCUCCUCAGUCCGCCCGGGGAGGAGGAGGAGGAGCGGGGCCAGCCGCCGCCGCCGCCGCCGUCCCAGCCUCGCCCAGCGCACCUGAACUCGCCUUGCCGACCCGGGCCCCCGCGCCGCGCCCCGCGCCCCCGGCGCCCGGCCCGCGCGCAGCGCUGCCUCGGUGCCCCGGCGGGGCGCGUCCCCCCGGCCGCCUCCCGCUCUCCCGCGGCUCGCGUGGCCGCGCCUUUGUGUGCGGCGGCCGCGGCUCCCGAGCUCCUCGGGCUCUGGUCCCGGCGCCCCUCCGGCCGCGAGUCCCGCGCGCCACCCCCGGGCGCCCCCGACGGUGGAUCUAGCGGCGGCGAGGAGGCGGGUCCCGGCCCCGGCGAACCCCAGUCCCGGCCCCCGGCCCCGGGCCCAGCUUCGGCAUGGAUGUGAGGUUCUACCCCGCGGCGGCCGGGGACCCUGCCAGCCUGGACUUCGCGCAGUGCCUGGGGUACUACGGCUACAGCAAGUUUGGAAGUAAUAAUAACUAUAUGAAUAUGGCUGAGGCGAACAAUGCGUUCUUCGCUGCCAGUGAGCAGACAUUCCACACACCAAGCCUUGGGGACGAGGAAUUCGAAAUUCCACCAAUCACGCCUCCUCCAGAGUCAGACCCUGCCCUAGGCAUACCGGAUGUACUGCUACCCUUUCAAGCCCUCAGCGAUCCAUUGCCUUCCCAGGGAAGUGAAUUCACACCCCAGUUUCCCCCUCAGAGCCUGGACCUCCCUUCCAUUACAAUCUCAAGAAAUCUCGUGGAACAAGAUGGCGUGCUUCAUAGCAGUGGGUUGCAUAUGGAUCAGAGCCACACACAAGUGUCCCAGUACCGGCAGGAUCCCUCCCUGAUCAUGCGGUCCAUCGUCCACAUGACCGAUGCUGCGCGUUCUGGGGUCAUGCCUCCUGCCCAGCUCACCACCAUCAACCAGUCUCAGCUCAGCGCCCAGUUGGGGUUGAAUUUGGGAGGUGCCAGUAUGCCUCACACAUCUCCUUCACCUCCAGCAAGCAAAUCGGCCACUCCCUCCCCUUCCAGCUCCAUCAAUGAAGAGGAUGCUGAUGAAGCCAACAGAGCCAUUGGAGAGAAAAGAGCUGCUCCAGACUCUGGCAAGAAGCCCAAGACUCCAAAGAAAAAGAAAAAGAAAGAUCCCAAUGAGCCACAGAAGCCAGUGUCAGCAUAUGCCCUGUUUUUCAGAGACACACAGGCUGCAAUUAAAGGUCAAAACCCCAAUGCAACCUUUGGAGAGGUCUCAAAAAUUGUAGCAUCUAUGUGGGACAGCCUUGGAGAAGAACAAAAGCAGGUAUAUAAAAGGAAAACAGAAGCUGCCAAAAAAGAAUACCUGAAGGCCCUGGCGGCAUACAGGGCCAGCCUCGUUUCUAAGGCUGCUGCUGAGUCAGCAGAAGCCCAGACCAUCCGUUCUGUUCAGCAGACCCUGGCGUCGACCAAUCUAACAUCCUCUCUCCUUCUCAACACUCCACUGUCUCAACAUGGAACAGUGUCAGCAUCACCUCAGACUCUCCAGCAAUCCCUCCCUAGGUCAAUCGCUCCCAAACCCUUAACCAUGAGACUCCCCAUGAACCAGAUUGUCACAUCAGUCACCAUUGCAGCCAACAUGCCCUCGAACAUUGGGGCUCCACUGAUAAGCUCCAUGGGAACGACCAUGGUUGGCUCAGCACCCUCCACCCAAGUGAGUCCUUCGGUGCAAACCCAGCAGCAUCAGAUGCAAUUGCAGCAGCAGCAGCAGCAGCAACAACAACAGAUGCAACAGAUGCAGCAGCAGCAACUCCAGCAGCACCAAAUGCAUCAGCAAAUCCAGCAGCAGAUGCAGCAGCAGCAUUUCCAGCACCACAUGCAGCAGCACCUGCAGCAGCAGCAGCAGCAUCUCCAGCAGCAAAUUAAUCAACAGCAGCUGCAGCAGCAGCUGCAGCAGCGCCUCCAGCUGCAGCAGCUGCAACACAUGCAGCACCAGUCUCAGCCUUCUCCUCGGCAGCACUCCCCCGUCGCCUCUCAGAUAACAUCCCCCAUCCCUGCCAUCGGGAGCCCCCAGCCAGCCUCUCAGCAGCACCAGUCGCAAAUACAGUCUCAGACACAGACUCAAGUAUUAUCGCAGGUCAGUAUUUUCUGAAGACGCGUGUGGCAGACGGAUUUGCAUAUACCGAGGAGAGUGGCAUAGGAGGGAAAAGCAUAUGUGGCUGAAACCUGUAAGUUGGUGUUGGUUAUGCAGAAAUGUGUAACAGAUCAAACGGUCCUCUCAAGUGUCUAUUAGAUAGGCAAUAAGAACUGCAGUGUAGCUGAGUAACAUCUUUUAGCUGACUAUAAAUCACUUUGUUUUUAAACAAGAAAAGCUGUGCUCUUUUAUGUGAUGCCUUUUUUAUUUAUUCAGGCUAUACCUACAAUAUGUGAAUCAAACUGUUUAAUGAAUCCUGGGACAUACUGAUGACUAUAAACUGGCCUCUUUGAGUCAUAGAAAAAUGGCCUUAUUUCUCCAGAAGUGAGUAAACCACACUUCCAGGCUAUCUGAACUUCUGAAGCCCUAAAAAUAAAAAGCACAGUUGUAACUACCUGAAAUAUGAAGAUCCAGUUUCAUACAAACAUUUGUAUGACGUGAAUAGUUGAUGGCAUUUUUUUGUCAUGAAAAAAAUAAUGUAAAUCACAGACUUUUGCCAAAGCUCUUAUUUUUUUCCUAAAUCUCUCCAGAAAAAAAAUGCAAGUGAUUAAAUUCAAUUAUUGACUAAUUUCCACUUUUUAUCCAUGACUUCUCCAAAUCAAACCACAGUAUAUGUUGUAACAAUAUCUAUGACCACUAUUAGCCCAUUAUAUUCAUUCCAAUUAGAAGAAAAGAAAUGUGAAUAUUAUAUUCCGUGUUUUGAGUGACAAGUUUCGAAAAAUAAAAACACUGUAUUUUUAAAAGGGAAAUGCACUUAAAUGAAAACAGUUAUUACAAAAGUUAAGAUUUAAAAAGAAAAAGCAAGAGUUUUUAUUAUGAUGUAAUACCAGUAGAAUAUUUAAAAGGCACACCACAUCUGAAUAAUCAAUGUAAAUAUUUUCUUUCAAAGUUGUAAGUUUUCAUAUCAUGUGCUGUAAAGUUUUCCUAAAUGAGGCUUUAACGUAAACACUGGUGACAUAAACCAUUCAUUGCUACGUUGCUUAUUGUGUUUUUAUGCUGUUUUAUACUUUUUUAUGAGUUAUGAUAGCAGCAAUUAAGUUGUUUGUAUUUUGCUUAACUAAAACAAAAAUGCUUUUAUCUUGCUAUAGAAUAAACACAUUUCAGUAAAAACUGUGGACUGUAUUUUGAUGCAACAACAAAGAAACUGUUCACUUUUCAAAUAAAAUGGUAUGUCAGAUUUCAUUUUUGGUUCCUUGAAUACAUGUAAGAUGGGGAAAUAUGCCACAUACCGAGUUUCGUUCUAGCCCAAGCAUCAUCUUCCAUUUUUCAAUUGGAAAUAUGAUAUUUAUGGCCAAGAAUAUGCAUUGCAUAGCCUGAAAUGAAGAUCCUUGAAAAAACCAAAACAAUGCAUUGGAAAUAUUUGUGUAAUUGUCUUUUUUUUUUUUUUUUUAAGAUGCAAGUACAAGGUAAGUAUAGAGAAAAAAGUAAUCGCUUUUUUGAGGGGGCUAGAACUAGCUGGGUAUUGUAAUGUUAUUGCUAUUAAAAUAGAUGGUGAAUGCUAAUUCUUAAGCCAAAAUAAUUAUUUCGGUGCCCAUUUAUUCCCCCCUUUUCUUGCUCUGUAGCGGUUCCUCUUUGAGAGCAGUGUGACCACUAUCCCCAGUUGUCUUGCAUGAUUAAUUACAGCAUCUGUCCUGUCAGAAGCUAUAAUGAAGAGGUCUUGAUAAAAAUUGCAAAUUACCACUGGCAACAGUCUUAAACUGCUUAUGAUAAAAUGAAAAUUAAAAACAGCAAGUGUCAACCCUGACCAGAAUCCUAAUCUGGAAAGAAUGAGGGUGUGCGUGGUGUGCUCCACAGCUACUAUGUGCAAGACAUUCAAAAAUAAUGGAAUAUGGAUCCCUCAAAGUUGUUGUAUUUCAGAGAAUAUUUACUGUAUGUUGUGGGUUAUGAAUAAUGAAUUCACCUUUCAAUAUUUCAUAAUCCUCUCCUACUCUGUAUUAUGUACAAAUAUUGAACAGCAAGAGAUUCUAAUUAUAAAUUUAUGGAUUUCUUGCUGUAGAAAAAUUUAUGUCUAAAUUGAAGCUUUUCAUAAGAUGUAUUAGUUGACAGGUAUCAGUGUUCAAACAGCCUUAGAAUGAUGCCUAAUUACAUCUACAAGGGAGUGAUUGUAUUCCACAAAGAAAUGAUGUGCUAGCAUCAGACCCAUCAGAAGUAGAGCUCGAAUGGUAAAAGAUUUUCUGUGAAUUGAAACUAACAUUACAUAACAAUAACCAUUUUAUAUUCUGUUGUGAAACCUUUAGACAAAUGUCUUCAAAAUUAAUUGCUAAACUACAUGUGACAGUAAUUGUGUAUUAGUUCUGUAAUUGUCAUUUUGAAAACCCAUGAAGUAUUGCUUGGAAAAAAAUGUCACUAGUGAUAAGACUUAAUUGCAAGUGAAGUCUGUUUUCAACUGUUUGCAGUUAGAAGCAGGUGUUGUAACAUCUAUUAAAUGAUUUUAUAAAUCUUAGGUUUUAUCACAUUUGAUUAAAUGGCUGCUAAGCCACUGAUGGUCAAUUCCAGAGGGAAAAAAAUGUUUAAUGACUACAGUUUAUAAAAUUAAUCACCAGGCAAAACUAUAUAUUUAAAAUGUCAAAAGCCUUGAAUCAUGAAAAGAAUUCCUCAACCUUGUUACCAAAUUAUUGUUUUCAGGAUUCACAAAGCAUGUUAUAUAUCGAUUUAUAUUUCAGUUUAUACAUAUGACUGGUUUCUAUUCCUGAGACUUAAGUAAGUACUUGGUGCACUUUUUCUUUUGUUACAGGUCAGAAAUAAAUCAGGAUAAUGAAAAAUA